CCGUGCUGUGGGCGGCAGCAACGGCAUCUGACCGCCGGCCCAGCUUUCGCUUUGGGCGCGGUGGCAGGGAUUUUGAGAGAGGAGGAAGAAGGCGACUGGCGGGAAAGGGCGGGGAUUUUGAGAGAGGAGGAAGAAGGCGACUGGCGGGAAAGGGCGGGGAUUUUGAGAGAGGAGGAAGAAGGCGACUGGCGGGAAAGGACUCGUCGGCGAUAGGGAUGUCGUACAGGGAAGAGAGACGGACGAGUUGAGGGAGGAGAAGAGGAGGGUGGGUUUCGAUCGAAGGAAGAAAGGGGGAGGAUGUGGCAGCCUCGGAGAACGGACGGCUUACAUAGAUAGAGAGAGAGCAGAGAGAGAAGAGGAGAGAAGGACGACGCUGGGCAUCGCCUGGCGUUAUUGUGGUAUCCGGAGGAGGUAGGGAGGAUAGAGGGCGAGGCCGACGCGGGCAGAGAAGACCAUGCUUGGGAGCGUCGGGCAGAGGAAGACAGUUGUGCGGAGAUGAGCGCAAGAGCGCGAGAGCGGUCGAGCCGUCGAUCGGAGGAGAGAACAGCGCUUGGAGAGGCGGUGUGACUCGAUCGACGGCCACUCCUCUCUGACGAGCUAUCCUUGCACCAGUGUUACGUUGGGAGCCAUUCCACUCUCUCUGCACAGCAUCUUUCUGUAAUAGGCUGAUUGCACCGAGUUGCCUGCAUUGCAGUGCAUUGAUUGAUUGGUUGAUUGGUUGAUUAGGUUGAUUGGUUGAUUGGUUGAUUGGUUGAUGAGGUUGAUUGGUUGAUUGCCGGGCGAGCGGUCAGUCUACCUAUGAAUGCGCGGAAUAACAUCCCACUGAUGAGCGGCGGCCAUCUCGGCAGCCGGAGGGGGCCCUCUCUCUCUCUCUCUCUCCCUCUCUCUCUCUCUCUCUCUCUUUUCUCCUUUUUGUCUGAUCUAAUCUUGUCUUCUCUAUACCCUCUCUGUUAGAUUCCGUUGAUUGUUUCUUUUGCACUUGUUUUCGGUGGAGGUCUAUAUUUGGGCGGUCAUCAUCUCGGCCGGGGGUUUCACACCCUGUAGCAUCCUGGGCGUUAUUUUGGCGGUGUCCUUACUUUGGCGGUUUUUUUUCCUAAUUUGGCGGGGGUUUCCAAUUCGGCGGGUUUUUUGAAAAUUUGGCGGGGUUUUUCAAAUUUGGCGGGGUUUUACAAAUUUGGCGUUUUUUUGUUGGGUGAGCGACGGCUCUUUCGGUCAAAACGGAUUACUCUAUACGAUUCCGAUCCAGUUCUCAACUGGAUCUUUACGGUCAGCCUCCUGUAGUACAGGACACUGGGGGAGUAGAGGAGGUACUCCUCACACCGGAGGUCAAGAUGAAGAGGAUAAGGCAAGAAACCACAGGGGAGAAGGUAUACAGAUACCGAGGCGUGAUUUUCGUUAUCGCCGUUCCCUUCGCCCUCAUCUGUAUCGUCCUUGGCUUGAUGCCUCGCUUCUCCGACCCUAACUCUCCUCUAACCGCGCCUGUUAGACGUUAUGACCCCGAGAAUGCUGAGGGAGAGCGGUACGCCGUCGUCUUCGACGCUGGAAGUACCGGUAGCCGCGUCCACGUGUUUCGUUUCAACAGCAUGAUGGAUCUCGUGCAGAUCAGUGGCCAAAUCGAGAUUUUCGAACAGAGAAAACCGGGAUUGAGUUCAUUCCACGAUAACCCACAGGCAGGAGCCGAGUCACUGCGUCCUCUAUUCGACGUAGCGAAAGCCGCAGUUCCCGAGGAGUUGCAACCGUCCACUCCGCUCUUCAUUGGGGCCACUGCUGGGCUACGAAUGCUGCCAGGAGAUGAGGCUGAGAAUCUUUUGACUGAGGUCAGAAAGCUGGCACAUGAGUACAGCUUCAGUUUCAAGGAUGAGGAUUGCAAGAUAAUUGAUGGAACAGACGAGGGUGUAUAUAUUUGGGUCACUGUCAAUUCUCUUCUUGGGAAUCUCGGCAAAAGUUACGACGAGACGGCCGGCGUUGUUGAUCUGGGGGGCGGGUCUGUUCAGAUGACCUAUGCCGUGUCGGAUGAGGUGGCUGCUAAAGCACCUGAGGGGUUCAUUCGCAGCUUGAAUCUGAGGGGACAUGCUUAUCAUGUGUAUGUUCACAGCUACCUUAGCUAUGGUUUGAUGGCAGCAAGGGCAGAAGUUCUGAAAGCGGGCCGGGUCGCCAGUUCGUGCAUUUCAGAGGGAUUCAGAGGUAACUAUACUUAUAAUAACAAGGUAUAUCCGGCAUUUUCUGAAGAAAAUGGAAGCGAUGUGCGGAAGUGCACUCGUAUAGCUACUCAGGCAUUGCGUACAGAGGUAGCCUGUGAUUACGACAAGUGCACGUUUGGCGGGGUCUGGGCAGGCGCCUCGUCAGCGGGCGGGCCAAAGAUUCUUUACCUGGCUUCGUACUUUUGGGACCGGGCAAGACAACUUGGCAUCAUCACGGAUAUGGAUGCGAAGCAGGUGGAUUUGAAACUGAAUCAAUUCUCAAGAGCGUCCAGGGAAGUGUGCGACACUCCGUUUGCUGAAAUGGGAACGAAAUUCCCUAACACUGAACCAAAGGACCGACCGUUCCUCUGCCUUGACAUCUGCUUCUGUGUUUCCCUUUUAAGAGAAGGCUUUGGUUUGCCCGAGGGCAAGGAUGUGACCGUCAUCAAACAGAUAGAGUAUGAAGGGAAAGAUGUAGAGGUCGCUUGGUCGCUUGGAGCCGCCAUUGAAGCCCUGGGAGCGAAGAGGUAGAGUAGUCCCGUUUUCCCAAGGGGACAUGGAAGGAUGAAUGAAGUGUUGAUUUUCACCUUGGCUACAAAAGCCAGGCUGGCAAACCAGUGAAAAAGUGGUCGGGGAGGGGGGGUGGAGAAGGGGGGGUCGUUUGACGUGGUGUUUGGCUUUGGGUUCUGUCACAGUGGUGCUGCCCUGCUGCGAGGGUACCUCCCUUUCGGUUUAAUUCUUGUUUGUAUGCCUCAGAGUGGUCAGUGUUCGUGUCUCUGUGCCUCUGCGUCAUAGCACCUGGUCAGAAUCAUGACGUCUGUCAGUACUUACGCGUUAUAGGACUAAAUCCAUUGACGAGAAGAGGGGUAUUAGACCCGUAGGACCGCGCUCCUGAUUGCCUUGGAGCGAUGCUUAGGAGGUUACUAUGUGAUGGUUGUAGAUGGUUGUGGUGCUGUGUCGAUUCAUCUCGAAUAAGUUAUGGUGCCCGUUUCUUCCGGCCAGGUUUACGUGCUUGAUGCGCUGCCCGGAGAGGACGUUGGCUGUCGGCAAGAGCUCUUUGAUUUUUUCAGCUUUUUCUAAGCUGUUUGUAUACUCAACGCUGCAAGCUUUAUGUUCUUUCCCGUUCAGAGGCAACUCUACCUACCGCCUCUUCAAGAGUGUCAAAACAAAAAUGAAUGAAGUUUUAAUUUAAUG
Messenger RNA from Chara braunii, 3374 nucleotides. Lineage: Eukaryota; Viridiplantae; Streptophyta; Charophyceae; Charales; Characeae. The record is from the annotation of a GenBank genome assembly.